CAAGCAUUGCUCGCGACAGUCUUCGCAUAAACUUCUAAGCAAACAGAAGAGCGUUUUGUUUUGGCGGCACAAUUUCACGAUUUUGUGAUUUCAUAUUUUAGUAACGUGUAUGAGACGCGUCGCGCUGCGCUGGUCAGCUCACUAUAUAACUUAUGACAACAACAACAGUAAUAAAGCAGAAAUAAAAAGAUAAAUAAAUGAAUGAUAAAUGUGGCUAGUUUCAAACCAACAAUAUUAAUACUCGAGACAAUAAAUAAGAAAUAAAAAAAUAUAAAAAAAGAACUUGAAGCGCGGCAAAGGAACGGCGAAAUAUUUGAAAGGCACGAAGAAGACAAAACAGACAACAGCGGUCAUACAGCUGAAUUUUAUGACCAACAAAUCAACAUAAAAACAGUUCCCAACAAAUCAAUUAGAUAACGAAACUCCAAAUAUUAUUGCGACUGACUUUGCUGAAGAAAAUUAACUAGCUAAAACUAUUUUCGUAAAUUUGCAGUGUGCGAAACCAAACAUAACCUCGAAUAUUUAAGUUUAAUCAACACAGAAUCUCUACGCUUUCUCGCAGUGUAUACCAAGCGCGUUGAAGGCAUCCUCAAUUAUCGAAAUAUUAAAAAAAAAAAUAAAAAAAAAGUUAAUAACUGUUAUUAAGAGCGGCAGUGACAGUGAAUUGAAAGCAAAAUUGCAACAGCCGAAAGUGUCAGCAACAACAAUUUAGUAAUCGACGCAGGGCCACACAAUAAAGCAACACAGCGAAGCGCUUUAGAGACGCAUACAGAUCACUUGACGGCAGUACAACGAACUAUAAUAAAUAGUUUUGUAACAAUAAUAACAACAACACCAAUCAGCGCGCCUGGUAAGACGCGUGAAUCACUCAAAGACACGUCACUAGCGCGAGCGAGGUACGCGGGCCGCCAACCACCACUUGAGUUUGUGUGCAUAUCAACAGCCGUCAAACAGCUGUGGGACGUUUGCGCAAGUUACACGCGCUGCUGCCGGCUAUCGACAUACGCGACUGCAGCAAGCUUAGCAGGCCCACACGCUUCCUUCAGCACGACAGCAACAGUUGGUGCUGUCUUCCGCACGCGUCACAACAACAACAACGACUGACGUAACGCGUCUAAUAAACGACAAAAAAAGGAGGGGGAAAAACAAAAAAAAAUUAAAUAAUAGAAAAACAAGUAUUAAAUUGACAACAGCACCGUCGGCAAUAAUAAAUUAGCAUCGCUUCAUUGUUUUGGGUUUAUCGGUGUCGUCGCGUCGCCGUCGUCGUUGUCGCCGCAGCAGCAGCAGCAGCAGCUUGGAUUUCGUCUUCGCAACCGCUUCUCAUUUUGUGUCGUGUUUUUUUUUUGUUCGCUGUGUUUGGUUUGUUGGCCGAAGCAAAUCAUAUUUGGCGAUGGCGUCACAAGGUGUCGCAGCAGCCAACUCAAGGCUAGCUCAGAUGCAGAUGCGCUUUCAACAGAAACAGCAACAGGAGCGUGAACAACGACGCCUGGAGAUGACUGAUGAGGGUGGCAGUAAUACGGAAGAUGUUGUUGACACCAAACGCAUAACAAACGGCAAGGUGCGUCAAAUGUUCGACGAGCGUAGACGCGGCGCCGGCAUUGAUCGUGCCAAUCCGCUGAAGCCAAUCGCCACAACGGCCAAAGGUACGUCGUCGCCGGUUAUGCGUCAGACCGGUGGUGCAAUACACAAUCUGCAAUCAACGAAAAAUGGCAACAUAACAACGGUACGCACGCGUGUCACGACCAAAGUGUCCACUGGUGGUACGACGUUGGUGCGUAGUCCACCGAAACGGUUACAGAACGGCAAUACUGAUACACUGUCAAAGGAAAUGUCAUCGCUUAGCUUGGGCUUGCAAUCUCCCGACGAGCGCAACAACAACAACGAUGCAUUGGGACGCGCGAAGUCAUCGAACAGUCUUAAACUGAAUCCCGUUGUAACAAAGAAAUCUCCUUCGCCAGUGAUGUCGACGCAGGCUGCUAAACGUCCGGUAAAUACUACAACGACGUCUACGGCACGUGCCACGCCAGCGCCUAGGACAAGCUCCGCUGCGAAAACUACCAAACGUACUGCAGUAGUUUCAAUGAAGACACCGCCACGAAGAACUUCGGGAAAUAUGGCUUCGAAUGUAAGUUGUAACACCAGAAUGCCAUCCAACGCUGAUGCGGACACCGGUAAUAUGGGUCUCUGCCGCUAUUGCAAUCGUCAUUUCAAUACGGAACGUCUGGCCAAGCACGAGGUGGUAUGCGAGAAAAUGGCACAUACCAAGCGUAAGAUUUUCGAUGCGGCGCGCCAUCGUUUGCGCGGCACAGAAGCCGAAAAGUAUCUCAAGAAAGCACAAACCCGUAACAGCAACAAAUCCGCAUACUCCAGCGCAGCGGCUGCUAGCGGCAUGACGGCCAGUCUGAAGAAGAACAAUUGGCGCAAGAAACACGAGGAAUUCAUACAAGCCAUACGCGCUGCCAAACAGGUGCAGGCGCAUUUGGCACGCGGCGGCAAGUUGAGUGAUUUGCCACCACCGCCACCGUCGGAGAAUCCUGACUACAUACAAUGUCCACAUUGUAUGCGUCGCUUCAAUGAAUCUGCGGCGGAGCGACAUAUACCACGCUGCGCCACAAUGUUGCAUAAUAAACCCAAACCGGGACAGGUGCCGAGAAAAAGAUAGGCAUUGCGUCAUAACUACAACCAGCCUUAUAUAGACACCUAUACACCCAAACAUACAGACACAAACACAUUUAAUCUCAUAGAAACUAACAACGCUGACUGGAAAGUUGUAAGAUCAGUUGCCUCCAGGUGCUAACAAGACGACGUAAGAGGCCAAUUGUCUGCGUGGACCGCCAAGAGUUUAGAUGACGACUUAAUGUUAAUGUAAACAGCGGUAUGCAUACACACCCUGUACAUGUGAUAAAUUAUUAUUGUAAACUUGACUUUUGGAAAAUUAUUAAAAUAUAAACUAAAUCAAAACCGA
Messenger RNA from Zeugodacus cucurbitae (melon fly), 2965 nucleotides. RefSeq names its product zinc finger C2HC domain-containing protein 1C. The transcript has 6 exons. The coding region runs from base 1391 to 2662 and encodes 423 amino acids. The record is from RefSeq and is a predicted model, not a curated record. Lineage: Eukaryota; Metazoa; Arthropoda; Insecta; Diptera; Tephritidae.